Schistosoma mattheei is the source of this 6993-nucleotide messenger RNA. Lineage: Eukaryota; Metazoa; Platyhelminthes; Trematoda; Strigeidida; Schistosomatidae. The record is from the annotation of a GenBank genome assembly.
UUUUAUGGUGAUAAGUCACUUAUUAAAUUAUUCAAAAAAUUCAUUGUCUUUUCUCGUUUCGUGCACAACCUCAUAAAACUAAUUUAUCCGUGAUUUUCACAGCGAGGCGAUAGUUACCGAAUGGCUACUGAAAAAAAGUCAAAGAAAAACCCUAAGAAGGAUGACUUAAACGAACUAAAACAGGAGCUGGACAUGGAUGAGCAUCGGAUAUCUCUCGAUGAGUUGUAUUCUCGACUAUCCACCGAUCCACAGAGUGGCUUGACUGCUGAACAGGCCAAGACUCGUUUGGAACGGGAUGGACCAAAUGCACUUACACCUCCAAAGACAACGCCAGAGUGGGUGAAAUUCUGUAAAACAUUAUUUGGCGGCUUUUCAUUAUUGUUAUGGAUUGGUGCCGUUCUUUGUUUUAUUGCUUUCUCAAUUGAAAGUGGCACUCAUGAAGAUCCACCAAAAGAUAAUGUAAGUCCGGUUUAAUUUCGAUAAUAGUUGUGUAUUAUUUUUUUUGUUUGAGAUCUACAUUGUCUGACCCAUAAUUUUAUCAGAGAAUACAAAUUCGAGUACUCUUAUCAUCAGUACUUGUUGUCUAUGCUAAUUCUGAAUUGUGAUUAAGCUGUCCUGUAAACUAACCUAUUUUACAUGUACACUAGAUAAUCUAAUGCUCAGGAUUUCUUUAGGCAUACACAAAUGGAAAACAUGUACCUUGUUUACUAGUUGGAGUAAAAUGAUUGAGGAGCUGUCGAACUACUGGUAUUGAUUACUAUUGUGUACUUUACAAGGGUAUCUAAAUGUUAGUUGAUUCUGAAUGAAGUCUAUCGAAACGUCUCUUAUCAUUUGUUUCUGUGUUUCUAUCUGCUCACACUGCUUUACCUUGGGAUUGUAUUAUCAGUUGUCGUAGUGGUCACCGGUUGUUUUUCAUACUACCAAGAAUCAAAGUCAUCACGUAUUAUGGAAUCGUUCAAAAAAAUGAUUCCCCAGACUGCUUUAGUUAUUCGUGGUGGAGUGAAAAUUGAAGCACCAGCUGAAGCUUUGGUAGUUGGUGAUUUAAUCGACGUCAAGUGUGGUGAUCGUGUACCAGCAGAUAUAAGAAUCAUUUCAGCUAGUUCAUUCAAGGUGGAUAAUUCUGCGUUGACUGGUGAAUCUGAGCCACAAUCACGUACAGCAGAAUAUACAAAUGAAAAUCCAUUGGAGACAAAGAAUUUAGCCUUCUUCUCAACUAACGCUGUCGAUGGUACAUGUCGUGGUAUAGUUGUUAGUACUGGUGAUCGUACUGUUAUGGGUCGUAUAGCAAAUUUAGCUUCAGGUUUACAAAUUGGUCAAACACCAAUUAAUAAAGAAAUUAAUCAUUUUAUUCAUCUUAUUACAAGUGUUGCUGUAUUUCUUGGUGUUUCAUUUUUUGUUAUUGCAUUCAUUUUGGGCUAUCACUGGCUUGAAGCUGUAAUCUUCUUAAUUGGUAUCAUUGUAGCUAAUGUUCCAGAAGGUCUUCUAGCUACUGUGACGGUAUGUUUAACAUUAACCGCUAAACGUAUGGCUAGUAAAAAUUGUUUAGUGAAAAAUUUAGAAGCUGUUGAAACACUUGGAUCAACAAGUACCAUUUGUUCAGAUAAAACUGGUACAUUAACACAAAAUCGUAUGACUAUAGCCCAUAUGUGGUUUGACAAUAAAAUAUUUGAUGCUGAUACUACAGAUGACCAGUCAGUUGCCACUUACGAUAAAAAUUCACCAACUUGGAUAGCAUUAGCUCGUAUUGGCAUGUUGUGCAAUCGUGCUGAAUUUAAAGCAGGCGAAGAAAACAAACCAGUAUUGAAACGUGAAUGUAAUGGAGAUGCAUCGGAAUCAGCUUUGUUAAAAUGUGUUGAAUUAUCAUUUGGUGGUGUUACAGAUUAUCGUCGUAAAAAUCCAAAAGUUGCUGAGAUUCCAUUCAAUUCCACAAAUAAAUAUCAGUUAUCGAUCCAUGAAACCAAUGAUAGUGAUGAUCGUUACUUAUUAGUUAUGAAAGGUGCACCUGAACGUAUACUUGAUCGUUGUGGAACUAUUUUAAUUAAUGGUAAAGAAGAAGUUAUGGAUGAAUCAAUGCGUGAAAAUUUCAAUAGUGCUUAUUUAGAACUUGGUGGAAUGGGUGAAAGAGUUCUAGGAUUUUGUGAUUAUCGUCUACCAUCGGAUACUUAUAAGAAAGGUUAUGCUUUCAAUGUAGAUGAACCGAAUUUUCCUUUAACCAAUUUACGUUUUGUUGGUUUAAUGUCUAUGAUUGAUCCACCUCGUGCUGCAGUACCAGAUGCAGUGGCUAAAUGUCGUUCAGCUGGUAUUAAAGUAAUCAUGGUCACUGGUGAUCAUCCAAUCACAGCGAAAGCUAUUGCUAAAGGUGUGGGGAUAAUUUCCGAAAGUUCUAAAACUGUCGAAGAUAUUGCCGCUGAACGAGGUAUUCCAGUUCGUCAGGUCAAUCCACGUGAUGCACAAGCAUGUGUAAUACAUGGAUCUGAUUUACGUGAAAUGACUCCAGCACAAAUUGAUGAAAUUUUAUUAAAUCAUUCAGAAAUUGUAUUUGCACGUACUAGUCCACAACAAAAAUUAAUUAUAGUAGAAGGUUGUCAACGACAAGGUGCAAUUGUUGCUGUAACCGGUGAUGGUGUAAAUGAUAGUCCAGCUUUAAAACAAGCUGAUAUUGGUGUUGCAAUGGGUAUAGCCGGUAGUGAUGUGAGUAAACAAGCAGCGGAUAUGAUUUUAUUAGAUGAUAAUUUUGCUUCAAUUGUUACAGGAGUUGAAGAAGGUCGUAUUAUAUUUGAUAAUUUGAAAAAAUCCAUCGCUUAUACAUUAACAUCGAAUAUACCAGAGAUUACACCAUUUCUAGUUUAUAUUUUAGCUGAUAUUCCAUUACCGUUGGGCACAAUUACAAUUCUAUGCAUUGAUUUAGGUACUGAUAUGAUUCCAGCAAUUUCAUUGGCUUAUGAAGAGGCUGAGGCAGAUAUUAUGAAACGUAUGCCACGUGAUCCAUUACAUGAUAAAUUAGUGAAUGAACGUUUAAUUUCAAUGGCUUAUGGUCAAAUUGGAAUGAUACAAGCAUCAGGUGGUUUCUUUGUUUAUUUUGUUAUUAUGGCUGAAAAUGGUUUUUGGCCAUCACGUCUACUUGGUAUACGACGUGAAUGGGAUUCCAAAGCUAUUAACGAUUUAGCAGAUUCUUAUGGACAAGAAUGGACAUAUAAUCAACGUAAACGAUUAGAAUAUACAUGUCAUACAGCAUUUUUUGCAUCAAUUGUCAUAGUACAAUGGACUGAUUUAAUGAUUUGUAAAACACGUCGUAAUUCUAUAUUUCAACAAGGAAUGUGGAAUCAUCAUUUAACAUUUGGUUUAUUCUUUGAAACAACAUUAGCUAUUUUCUUAUCUUAUUGUCCUGGUUUAGACAAAGGUCUACGUAUGAUGCCAAUGAGAUUUACAUGGUGGCUUCCAGGUCUACCAUUCAGUUUUCUGAUAUUUGUCUAUGAUGAAGUGAGGAAAUUCCUACUUCGACGGUUACCGCCUGGGUCAUGGCUUGAAAAAGAAACAUAUUAUUAGUUGUAGUUAUAGUAAAUCCCCUCCCCCUCUAUUAUAUAUGAGUAAAUAUAAAUAUUAUAUAUAUAUGCAUUCUUGUCAUCUCUCUCUGUGUGUACUGCACAUUUGUAGUUACAAUUAAUUGAUUCUUUACUUCUUUCUAUCUCACUGUUUUCACACAUACACACACGCACUCGCAUGAUAUCCUCUUGGAAAUAUUAGCAUCUUCUGUAUUGAAACUCUGGAAUCCUGAUAUAAAUUACUUGAUACAUUACGGAGUUUUGUGUUUUACAUCACUCAUGUACAUGUGUGUGUGUUUGUGCUUAUGCACUUGCUUGUGUAUUAUUAUCUGUGCUGUUUUCUAGUGAAUCACUUGAUAAUGAUGAUGUUUGCCCACAUUCUAUUUCCUUUUUUUUCACUUCAUAUUGUUCUCUUCUCUUUAUUUGAAUAAACAAAAAGGAAGAUUUUCCAUUCAUUAUAUUACUUUGUUUCUAACUUUCUUUCUGAAAUGGAUCAAUUUGUCAAUGAGAAAACCAUGUUCUUCCUUGUAUUGUUCUUCUUAUCAUUACCAUUUCAUUGAUCAUCAUUGUCGAGAUAAUCGUUACUGUAAGUUUCGCAAAGUAGAAUUUAAACACAACACAUAUUACAUAAUCAGUAAUAUGAUUAUUAGCGAGAAAUGCGCCUUAUCUUACAGUGAUUUCAUUUAUUUGUUGUUUAUUUUCGAGGAGAAUUGUUGUAUUUUGACCGUCAUCAUCAAUAUUGUCAUUACUGCUAUAUGGACACUACUUACUACUAGCUAAUUAGUGAUAAUCAGUAGUGUAAUAGGUGUGUAUUAUGAUGUAGUAUUUUAGUAGUAAUGACAAUUAUCACAUUUAGAUAAAUUUAUUAUUGUGUUAUUUUGUUUGUUUGUUUGUUAGUUUUUUUUUCAUCGAAAUCUAUCUGAAACAAAAUGAAGUGAAGAGUUGUUCUUGCCUAGUCGUCGUCAUACUCACACACACACACGUGUCACUUGCCCUCUCUCUGUCACUCACUUUGUUUCACCCUCUCCUUUUUUUUCUCUCGAUUUUGUUCAAUGGGAAAUUGUUUCCAAAACCCCUCCUUCUCUAUUGUUGUUUGUUUUUCUUGUAUCGAUCAUGUUGAUUUUGUACAUUUCACAUUGAUUUGUUUGUUUGUUUUGUUUAUUUCAGGUUUUUUCUAUGAAUAAUAAUUAUGAUUCUGUAGAAAAUGGUGUGUGUUUUUUUGUAAACGUGUGAAUUAGAUUGAGUAAAAAGAGAGAAAAAAACUUAAAAAAAAAGGGAAGUAAAUUGUUGUUAAUUAUUAUCAUUAUUUGUCCUUGUUAAUUGAACAUUUAUGAAAGAUUGUGGUUAAUUUUUCUUUUCUUUUUUCUUCUUUUUUACUCUAUUCCAUUAGUCUCUUUCAAUUCGUUCGCCGGUUGUUUUUCUUUUUGUUGGCAUGAGUGACUCUCUUCUCCUACUUGUUCGUAUGUGUGUGUGUGUAUGUGCAUGUUUAGAUAUGUGGUAAUCUGAUGCUCAUAGACUGUGGUGUGUUUUUGUUUUAAUAUAGAUAAUAGACUGAUUGUUUGUGAACACGUCCCCUCUCUCUUUCUCUUGUUCACUCACACACACACACACACUCGUAUGUUUAUUGUGUAUUCAUUGUUCAUUCAUACUAAUCAAUCCAAAACCUAAUUAUUAUCAUUUAUGAUGAAUAGAGUAUAUUAAUGAUUAUUACAAUGAAAAUAGUGAUAUAUGUGUGAUCUUUUAUAUUAUUAAACAGGAUCAUAUUAUAUAUUUGAUUAAUGUCAUAGUACUACUACAUUACACAUAUAGAAGUCAUCAAUUAGUAGAUAAUUCUAUGAAGCUGUUGUUACUAAUGUCCUUUGUUAUUUUGUAUUGUUUCCCUUUUCUCUCUCUCUCUCUCUCUUUCUAUUUCUGCUUCUCUUUUUCAAUGAUUACACAAUAUAGACUAGUCAAUUUGGUCUUGACCAACCAACAUAUUCUAAUUCCAUAUUGAUAUCGUUUAUUUUAUUAACCAAAUAAUCUAAAUAGUUAAUGUUCAUGGUAAAAACUUGUCGAAUUUUGAUUCAUCCCAUCUUAUUUAAUCUAUUUUCUAUGUUCUUAUGCUUUAAAACAAGAAUCAUAGACCAAGAUAGAUCCAUCCUCUUUAUGUUUAGAUUCCCCCUAUAAAACUAGAUCUUUAUAGUGUGUGUGUGUGUGUGUGUAUAAGUGAUUUAGAUAUUUUGUCUUUUCUUCUUUACUUUCACAUAUACAAAUGGAUAAGAACAAAUUUGUGGAAUUUUUCUUUCUUUCUUUUUCAUUUCCAUGAUAAACUUCAAUAUUACAUAUAUAGUGUAUUUGUUAUGUAACUCAAACAAAUAAAAUUCUGUUCCCGCCUUUUUUUUCUUUUAAAGAAUAAAAUCAAUAGUUUUGAACACUGCUCUAAUUGAUUGAUUGAUUGAUUCAUUGAUUGUUUUUCUUUGACUAUUUCCAGUUGUUGUUGUUGUUCAUAUAUAUUGGUAUUAUUGUUACUGAUAGUUUGUUCCUUGUUUCAUCUAUUCUCCCCCCCCCCUCGCCCUAUAUUCAAUUCAUCUAAUUUGAAAUGACGUAAUCCUUUUUUUUAUCAUAGAAGUACUAAUAUUAAUAUUACACAAAGAAAUAAUAUUAAUUGGUAGCCAUAAUAGUAACAUAUAUGUGUAUACAUAUGUGUGUGUGCGUAACAGAGGCUAACAUACACACAUACAUAUAUAUAUAUAUAUAUAUAUAUAUAUAUAUAUAUAUAUAUAUAUAUAUAUAUAUAUAUAUAUAUACACGGGACGAGAAUUUACUGAUCGUCCUCUUUGCUGCACCCGUAAUCAUUCGUCAGUUUUGUUUUCUCUUUCUUUUUAUAAAAAGAAAAGAACCAAUUUAUCAUUCUCUCUCACUCACUAACUCUGUUCUCAUUUCUCAUUACACAUGAUAUUUGUUUCUUCUUGAUUUAUCCAAUUGAGUUUAUUUGUAGGAGUCUCAAUAAAUUGAAUAUACAAUAAUUGACUUUCCUUUAUUAUAAUCAUUGAUAUUGAUUGUAUUGUAUUGUAUAUUAGUGGUAAUGGUAGUUUUGAGAUGAUGGAUAGUUCGAAUUGAAGAACUCUAAGCCAAUACAGAAUACCUAGGUGAGAAUAAUAUUGGAUCUACUUUGACUGAAAUAAAUUAAGAUAAGUGACAAUGUCGACAUAUAAUUUUCGUGUAGGAUUAAGUUGAAAGAAAGCGAUUAAUACAAGUCAUGAUAUCAGUCCAUGUUGACAUUGAUCGUUACACUGAGCCGUAUUGCUAUGGACAGGUUAUCUGAUUGAGAUCUGCAUGAUUAUAUUGACCAAUGGUUGGAGAAUUGGAGCGACAACAUAUCUCAUAAACGUUCACAAUGAUUUAGUUGGAUUCAUUCCUUGAAAUUUCAAAAUCAUCUUAUACUUUGUGCUUUGUGAAUUCACUCUUCUCG